AUGGCUAAGGUGCUGUCCCCGGCCCGAGCGGCUGUCUGCUUCAUUACCGUCCUACAAGUCCUGUUAUCUUUCUCGUCCUUGUCACCUAACAACGGCGAUUUCCACCACGGUUCUGGCCUUCACCUCUACCAAGACACGCGGUCGGUGUCGGCGAGUUCAGCACCACUGGGAAGGGGCUUCAUCAUGGCAGAGGCCCAUCCUUUCCCACACAAAUGUGUCAAUAGCACGACCGAGGCGACUCGAUCUUUCAUCGAGUCCCUGUUCACGGCUGUUGCACUCGACAACUUUGGCACCUCGUUUGCUGCCGCGCUGUCCGAUGACCUCGUGUGGACGGUCACCGGAAGCAGUCCCAUCGCAGGCACGUACAGCGGCAAACAGGUCUACAUCGACAAAGUCCUCACACCGUUGCGGGACGUGUUGGUGAUUCUUCCCGUACCGAUUGUCGAGCACAUCUUCGUCGACGGGGAUUGGGCCACGGUGAACUGGCGAAGUGAAGGUGUGUUUGGCAAGAAUGGUGCGAACUACGACAUGCAGUAUGCGUGGUUGAUGAGGACCGAAUUGGACGACACGGACGCCAGGAAGAUUGUCGAGGUCGUCGGCUUCUAUGACAGCGUCAAGGUCAAUGCUGUCUUUGAAGGCUAUGUCUUCAACACCACAAAGGCAUGA
Molecule: messenger RNA, 666 nt
Organism: Fonsecaea nubica
Lineage: Eukaryota; Fungi; Ascomycota; Eurotiomycetes; Chaetothyriales; Herpotrichiellaceae
Exons: 1
Coding region: 1-666 (221 amino acids)
Source: RefSeq, a predicted model, not a curated record